Labrus mixtus (cuckoo wrasse) is the source of this 7955-nucleotide messenger RNA. RefSeq names its product kinase D-interacting substrate 220b (gene kidins220b). Gene Ontology annotation, molecular function: protein binding. Lineage: Eukaryota; Metazoa; Chordata; Actinopteri; Labriformes; Labridae. The record is from RefSeq and is a predicted model, not a curated record. Bases 231 to 5498 code for a protein of 1755 amino acids. The transcript is spliced from 30 exons.
GUGGUUGGCUCUCCCGGCUGGCACGGAGUCGCUCGGUUGUUGUUCUGAUCAAAGAUGGCUGCUGUUGUCACGGAUGGAGAAUGAGCCCAGGCGGUCAUCUGAACACAGGCCGAGGAAACGAAGACAACCCCGCCUAGAAACCGGCACCGGAACCCGGCUGGACCCGAAUCCAACCCGCUUAACCCGACUCUGAUUGUCUUGUGAAGGGGGCGUAGUGACAGACAGCAGACAUGGACACCACCACGUCCAUCAAGAUGACCACUCUGGCCAUCCAGAACCUGUUCAGCUAUGUGGAGGAGGAGAACCUGGCCGCCCUCAAAGCUCACCUGGACCGCUUUAAGGAGGUGGACGGACGCAGCGACAACGGGCAGACCCCUCUCAUGCUGGCGGCUGAACAGGGCAGUCUGGAGAUCGUCCAGGAGCUGAUCAGGAGAGGAGCUAAUGUCAACCUGGACGAUGUGGACUGCUGGUCGGCUCUGAUCAGUGCGGCUAAAGAAGGUCACAUCGACGUGGUGAAGGAGCUGCUGGAGAACAGUGCCUACAUCGAGCACAGAGACAUGGGCGGCUGGACGGCUCUGAUGUGGGCCGCUUACAAAGGACGAGUGGACGUCACCGAGCUGCUGCUGGAGCACGGAGGAAACCCCAAUACUACAGGACAGCAGUACAGUGUGUAUCCGAUCAUCUGGGCUGCAGGUCGAGGACACGCAGACAUCGUUAAAGUUCUGCUGGAUAACGGAGCCAAAGUCAACUGUUCUGACAAGUACGGGACCACUCCUCUGAUCUGGGCCUCCAGGAAAGGACACUUUGACUGUGUGAUGCACCUGCUGGAGAACGGCGCAGACGUCGACCAGGAGGGGGCGAACUCGAUGACCGCUCUGAUCGUGGCGGUGCGUGGCGGCUACACAGAGGUGGUUAAGGAGCUGCUGAAGAGGAACCCGAAUGUCAACAUGACGGACAAAGACGGAAACACGGCUCUCAUGAUCGCCGCCAAGGAGGGCUACACCGAGAUCGUCCAGGACCUGCUGGACGCCGGGACGUACGUGAACAUCCCUGACCGGAGUGGGGACACGGUGCUGAUUGGAGCAGUGAGGGGGGGUCAUGUGGAGAUCGUCAGAGCUCUGCUGCAUAAAUAUGCCGACAUCGACAUCAGAGGACAGGAGAAUAAGACGGCUCUGUACUGGGCCGUGGAAAAAGGAAACGCCACCAUGGUGAGAGACAUCCUUCAGUGUAACCCCGACACAGAGACCUGCACCAAGGACGGAGAGACACCGCUGAUCAAAGCCACAAAGAUGAGGAACAUCGAGAUUGUGGAGCUGCUGCUCGACAAAGGAGCCAAAGUGUCUGCUGUGGACAAGAAGGGAGACACGCCCCUGCACAUCGCCAUCCGUGGACGGAGCCGCCGCCUGGCUGAGCUCCUCCUCAGAAACCCCAAAGAUGGCCGCCUGCUGUACCGGCCCAACAAGGCGGGCGAGACGCCGUACAACAUCGACUGCAGCCACCAGAAGAGCAUCCUGACGCAGAUCUUCGGAGCGCGUCACCUGUCCCCCACGGAGACCGACGGGGACAUGUUGGGGUACGACCUGUACAGCUCCGCCCUGGCUGACAUCCUGAGCGAGCCCACCAUGCAGCCCCCCAUCUGUGUGGGUCUGUACGCUCAGUGGGGCAGCGGCAAGUCCUUCCUGCUCAAGAAGCUGGAGGAUGAGAUGAAGACGUUCGCUGGUCAGCAGAUCGAGCCGUUGUUUCAGUUCUCGUGGCUCGUCGUCUUUCUGUCUCUCCUGCUCUGUGGCUCUGCCGGGGUUGUCCUCGGCUUCACCGUCGACCCUAAGCUCGCCAUGGCCGUGUCACUCAGCCUGCUCGCCCUGCUCUACCUCUUCUUUGUGGUGGUUUACUUCGGCGGGCGUCGGGAGGGCGAGAGCUGGAACUGGGCGUGGCUUAUCAGCACCCGCCUGGCGCGUCACAUCGGGUACCUGGAGCUGCUGCUGAGGCUAAUGUUUGUGAAUCCUCCCGAGCUGCCGGAGCAGAGCACCCGGGCGCUGCCCGUCAGGUUCCUGUUCACCGACUACAACCGUCUGUCGAGCGUCGGAGGAGAGACGUCGAUGGCCGAGAUGAUCGCCACGCUCUCUGACGCCUGUGAGAGAGAGUUCGGCUUCCUCGCCACCCGACUGUUCAGAGUGUUCAAGACAGAGGAGACGCAGGGUAAGAGGAAGUGGAAGAAAACGUGCUGCGUCCCAUCCUUCAUCCUCUUCGUCCUCGUGCUCGCCUGCCUGCUCACGGGCAUGGCGCUGCUCGCCGUCUUUAAGGUGGACGGGGAUAACCACACGGUGAACGGCGUGCUGAUCUCCAUCGGCAGCGUGGUGGGCCUGGCGCUGCUGCUGAACGUCAGGACGUGGUGGCAGGUCACAGAUUCGGUGCUCAACUCUCAGAGGAAGAGGCUCCACGGCGCCGCCAACAGGAUGCACAAGCUGAAGAGUGAGGGCUUCAUGAAGGUGCUGAAGAACGAGGUGGAGCUGAUGGCGAGGAUGGCCAAGACCAUCGACAGCUUCACGCAGCAUCAGACGAGGCUGGCCGUGGUCAUCGACGGGCUGGACUCGUGCGAACAGGACAAAGUGCUGCAGAUGCUGGACACGGUGCGCGUGUUGUUCUCCAAAGGCCCGUUCAUCUCCAUCUUCGCCAGCGACCCUCACAUCAUCAUCAAAGCCAUCAACCAGAACCUAAACAGCGUCCUGCGGGACUCCAACAUCAACGGGCACGACUACAUGAGGAACAUCGUGCACCUGCCCGUCUUCCUCAACAGCAGAGGACUCUCUAGCGCCAGGAAGAUGUGUGCGCCGGCUCCCGCUAACGGGGACACGGCCACCGCAGACGGUUGGCAUGAGGAGUUGGACAGGAAGUUGUCUCAGCACAGUCUGGGAGAAUUGACGAAGUUUGGCAGCAAGACGACGCUCAACCGCAGGGACACGUACCGGCGGCGGCAGGUGCAGCGCUCCGUGACCCGUCAGAUGUCGUUUGACCUGACAAAGCUGAUGGUGACGGAGGAUUGGUUCAAUGACAUCAGCCCGCAGACCAUGAGGAGGCUGCUCAACAUCGUCUCUGUCACAGGUCGUCUGCUGCGAGCCAAUCAGAUCAACUUUAACUGGGACCGCCUGGCGUCCUGGAUCAACCUGACGGAGCAGUGGCCCUACAGGACGUCCUGGCUCAUCCUGUACCUGGAGGAGACUGACGGAGUCCCGGACCAGGCCACGCUGAAGACCAUCUACGAGAGAGUGUCCAAGAACAUCCCAACCACCAAAGACGUGGAGCCGCUGCUCGAGAUCGACGGGGACGUCCGCAGCUUCGAGGUCUUCCUGUCGUCCAGAACGCCCGUCCUGACCACCAGAGACAUCCGCACGUUCCUGCCCUGCACCGUCAACCUGGACCCCAAACUCAGGGAGAUCAUAGCCGACGUCCGAGCUGCUCGGGAGCAGAUGAAUAUAGGUGGGGUUACGUACCCGCCCCUCGCCCUGCAGGAGGCUCAGCCCCGCCCCACCUCCAUGUACUCUCAGGUGUCGUCGGCGUGCUCUCCAUCCGCCUCCUUCAGCGGACCGUUCAACCAACCAGGAGGGGGUGUGGUCUCCCCGCAGCCUCACAGCAGCUACUACAGCGGCAUGGCCGGACCGCAGCACCCCUUCUACAACAGGCCAUAUUUCCCCCAUCACCUUUACCAGCUGCCCCGCCCACUCGUGACCACCUCCUACACAUCACACCUCCAUCCACGCCCACCCCGCAAAAACUCCUUCAGCCGGGACGCCGUGGCACCUUAUAAGGUUUCAUCUUUAAAAAGGAAGCAGGGCUCCGCCUCCGUGGUGUCUGGCGUUCCCGCCAUCCUCCUCAGCUCCAUGACGACGGAGUCCGUCUGUGAGCGCGUGCGGCAGAUCGAAGGCAUCGACCAGAGCAUGAUGGGACAUUACAGCGCCACCAUCAGGAAGGCGAACGUGAACGGCAGAGUGUUGUCUCAGUGUAACGUCGACGAGCUGAAGAAGGAGAUGAGCAUGAACUUUGGAGACUGGCAGCUGUUCAGAGCCACGGUUCUGGACAUGCGGAUCAUCGAGAGUCAGGUGCUGCAAGAGGAAGCUGCCAGUGAGCAAGGCAGCGUGGUGGGCCGUCACACUGAGGCAGGAAGGAGAGCCGUGGCUCCGCCCCACGCCGGCGCCGCCAACACGGACGCUUCCCCGAUGUACAGUUUCAACCUGAGCUUCGAGGAGCUGAGCAACGUGGGAUUGGACGAGCCGGCACGUCAUGGCAACAUGCCGUGGAUGGGUGGCGCUCACAGGACUGCCAGCAUGACCAGCCUGAACUCUCAGGAGUCGUCCAACGACAUCGGCAAGCUGACCGACAAGCAGCAGUCCGAGUACCGCAACGCCUACCAGGAGUACAUCGCCCAGAUGGCUCAGCUGGAGAUGGGCGGCGGCGGCGGGGAGCGGCCCGUCCAACCACAGCCGGGUCAGUUCAUGACAUCAUCAUCAGAGGACAAGAACAAAGACGGCGGCGAGCAGGAUACGUCCAAGUCGUACAAUAAGAGGAGCAGCGGGAAACCGCCGGCAGACAACACGGACUUCGCCUCCAACGGGGACGCUCUGGAUCCAAUCACCGAGGAGGACGAGAAGGGCGAACACGGAUCCUCCAAGUCCCUGCUGACCCGCAAGACCUCAGCAGAGAGGGGCGGGCUGUUCCAGGGCGCCGCCGACCUGAAGCUGAAGGCGGCAGGCGGGCUGCGAUACCAGAAGCUAACCAGUGACGACGAGGAGUCGGAAGAGUCCGAUAACGCCCCGCUCCUCAAAGACGGGAAGAAGCUGGUCGACCACAAACUGCCCGGCGGCUCGCUCGCUCUGAAGGGGAAGGACUACCUGUCGGACGCCAUGUUGGACAAGAAGGACUCGUCUGACUCGGGUGUCCGUUCCAACGAGAGCUCGCCAAACCACUCGCUGCAGGACGAGGAGGCGGACCUGUCCCAGCUGGAGCGGGCCAACCUGAUCCAGCUGGACGAGGAGAGCCAGGCCAGGAAGUGCGGUGUUCCCAGCAGCCUCAGCGGCCUGCAGGACCCGGCGGUCGCCCGCAUGUCCAUCUGCUCCGAGGACCAAUGCAGUCUGCUCGCCAGCUCGCCCGAGGAGAGCUGGCCGUCCUCCAAGUCGUUCAACCUGAACCGCACACCCAGCAACGUCACGCUCAACAACAACACCAACGCCCAGCAUGGUAUCCACGGCAACCGACCCCGCCAACAAGCAGAGGGCUCCACCUCCUCCUCCUGCAACCCGACCUCCUCCUCCUCCAGCGACGCCAUCAUCUCCCCGAGCUCGGGCACCUCCACCACCUCCUCCACCGCCACCCGCCCCGGGCCCAACAACGAGAACGUGCGAGUGGUCCACCUGAAGAGGGGUCUGAAACCCGGCGACCCGACUGAGAUCUGCACCGUGUCCUCCGACACCGUCACCUUCGGCGAGGAGCGCGAGAGCAUCCUGUGACCUCAGCGUGACCCCGAGGGUCCACCUGGAGCCGAGUGGGACGAGUGCUGCUGAUUGGCUCAAAAGUUCUUAUCUUAGAUUUAGUGUGUCGCUGUGACUCGUAGUUUAAGUCUGCGGCGAGGUCGUCACGAUACACGAUAUCGAUACCUGUUUGUUACCACGGCAACAAAAAUAGAAGUUGUAUAAGCCAAUCAGAAAUCUAAAGUUCUGUCUUAAACAACAACGUACAUCGGGCAGGUCUUCAUUCCUGACCCUCUGUUAAGCCCCGCCCUCCUUGGUUACUGUUGCUAGGUUAGAUUUAAUCUCUAAACCGUUAAAAACACCUCAAGGUCUAAUCGAGUUUUAUUCAUAUUUAAUCGAUCACAGACGGCACGGCGUGCGAGGAGAACAUUUAGUGACGGCUAUCGUUACAUUUUUCAGAAAGGCGCCGUUGUUGACGUCAGCGGCGCUCUUUUUCUACAUUAAAGAUUUUUCCCGUAUCUGUGCGUUCUACAGAUCGUGUCUUGUACCCACUUCCUCCUCGCGCCGCAGUGUUGUCACACAGCUCUCUCACAGACAGGAUGGACGUGCAGCGCUUUUCUGAGAAGACGCCACGUGGACACGGGGCCUUAGAGUCACUCCCUGACCACCGGAUGUAGCCCGGCAACGGUUGCUAUGAGAGGGGCUCUCUGAUUGGAGGGUCAGCUGACCAAUCAGAGAGCCAACAAAGGGUUAAUAAAACAAACAUGCGGUGUCUAAAGUAUCGUAGAUCAUGACGACCUUUGACCUCGGACAGUGAAUCAGUGUUCAGCCUGCUGCAUGCUAACAGGCAGAGAAGUAGAUGAAGCUAACGUAGAAAACAAGAAGCUAACGUAGAAACCAGAAGCUAACGUGGAAACAAGAAGCUAACGUAGAAAACAAGAAGCUAACGUAGAAACCAGAAGCUAACGUGACGAUGCUGCAUGUUGUUGUUGUUGUUGUUGUUGUUGUUGUUGUUGUUUGUCGUCUUUGAUACGUUUGAUUUUUUGUCUGAACAUUCGGAGAGAGACGCAGAUUUUCACGCCGCCCCCUGGUGGUCGCUCUCUAAACUCUAAACGACCACUAGAUGGCGUUGUGAGACUGAUCCGUUACGGUGAUAUUUAGAACAUGUGGCGUGCGUGGCGUGAUAAGCUUUCUUUAAAGAGGUCAUAUUAUAUUUAAUGUAUGUACUAAAGUCUGUUCACACUUAUACAACCCAUAUAAACCAGUUUAAACCAGUAUAAACCAGUUUAAACCAGUUUAAAGAGGUCAUAUUAUAUUUAAUGUAUGUACUAAAGUCUGUUCACACUUAUACAACCCAUAUAAACCAGUUUAAACCAGUAUAAACCAGUUUAAAGAGGUCAUGUUAUAUUUAAUCUAUGUACUAAAGUCUGUUCACAACAGGGUUAGUGUUUGUCAUGUUUUCAUGUUUUCAUGUUCUGUCGCUCCGGCUCGCUUCUAACUUUCUCUUUAAGGCUCUGAAGCAGCUAAUGCUACAGCUAACAGGAGGACGUAGGAGAAGCUGCGUUUACACGGACUUUGAAUUUUUACACAUAGAUGUGUCUAAACAUGCACAGGACACUUUGAAAACACACUAAAGAGCAUAUAAAACCAGAAGAAGAAUAUGACCCCUUUACACCAGUAUAAAGCAGAGUUUAAACCAGUUUAAACCAGUUUAAAGCAGAGUAUAAACCAGUAUAAAGCAGAGUAUAAAGCAGUUUAAACCAGUAUAAACCAGUAUAAACCAGUAUAAAGCAGAGUAUAAACCAGUAUAAACCAGUAUAAAGCAGAGUAUAAACCAGUAUAAACCAGUAUAAAGCAGAGUAUAAACCAGUUUAAACCAGUAUAAACCAGUAUAAACUAGUAUAAAGCAGAGUUUAAACCAGUAUAAAACCAGAAAAAGAAUAUGACCCCUUUAAAACUUCAAAGCGCCGCAAGUUAAAAAAGUUUGAAGAAGCAUAAACAUGAGACGUCAUCGAGGAGCCGCAGAGUGAAGACGAUCUGAACGCCAUUUGAACUCCGACUGAAGUAUCAGUUCAGAUGUUGUGUUCGUGUGUCGUCUGUAAAUCUGCACACUCAGAUGUUGUGUUCGUGUGUUGUCUGUAAAUCUGAACGUUCAGAUGUUGUGUUCGUGUGUCGUCUGUAAAUCUGCACACUCAGAUGUGGUGUUCGUGUGUCGUCUGUAAAUCUGAACGUUCAGAUGUUGUGUUCGUGUGUCGUCUGUAAAUCUGAACGUUCAGAUGUUGUGUUCGUGUGUCGUCUGUAAAUCUGAACGUUCAGAUGUUGUGUUCGUGUGUCGUCUGUAAAUCUGAACGUUCAGAUGUUGUGUUCGUGUGUCGUCUGUAAAUCUGAACGUUCAGAUGUUGUGUUCGUGUGUCGUCUGUAAAUCAUGCUCUUUCAACAUGCUGAAGUGAAUUUAAUGUGUUGAUGUGAAAUAAAUAAACCUGGAUGUUGAACGUU